AUGUCUCUAGAGACUCGCUACGAGGAGCAGGGACUCGGCUGGGGAAGCUCCCUGCCGGUGCCCAGCGUCCAGGAGAUUGUGAGGAAGGACCCCCUCUGCGUCCCCGACAGGUACAGGAGAGGCUGCCUGGAGAAGCCCACGGCGGAGGCCCUCGCCACUUCCCUCGACGUCCCCGUAAUCGACCUCUCGCUUCUUUCCAGCGGCCACGAAGGAGAGAGACGAUAUCUGGACAGCGCCUGCAAGGACUGGGGUUUCUUCCAGGUACAGAAGCCAACACGCAAUCCAUUUCUGGCCUUCUUUCCCAUUCACAAACAUAGACUAAAUCCCGCCUUGUUGUCGUCCUUCCGCAGAUCGUAAACCAUGGGAUCAGCGAGGAGGUCAUACGCCAGAUGAGGGCGGCCGCGUCUGGAUUCUUCGACCUCCCGAUAGAAGAAAAGAGGAGAUACGCCAUGGCGGCGAACGAUAUCCACGGGUACGGGCAGCUCUUCGUCGUGUCUGAGGAACAGAAGUUGGACUGGGCAGACGUCCUGCACCUGAUCACACGCCCAAGCAAGCUGAAGAAUCUCAAGUACUGGCCGACCGUGGUGUCAAGUUUCAAGUAAGAACGAGAGAAAAUCAUACACGUUAUCGUAACUUGGUAGAAAUUCCAAUUACACAACACCCGACGCUCUGCAAAUCCAUCGCACUGACCGCGGAGGACACGGUUUUCUAACAUCUGCGCUCUCGAUUCCAGGGACGCCCUCGAGGCAUACUCAAAAGAGCUAGAGAGGGUCACCAAGAUGCUGCUCGAAAACCUUUCCCGGUUGAUGAACAUGGAGGAGGACGGCCUGCUAAGAUUGCAUGGGGACUUGACGCAAUCCACGAGAAUAGCUUACUACCCACCCUGCUCCCGGGCAGACGAGGUCCUGGGCCUGGGCUCGCACUCCGACAAAGGUAGUAUCACGUUUCUCCUCCAGGACGACGACGUCACGGGGCUUCAAAUCAGGCACGGCGGCAUGUGGAUCCCCGUCAAGCCGAUGCCAAACGCAUUUGUCGUCAACAUCGGCGACUCCGUUGAGGUAUCCACUCCGAGCAUAUCACACGGCUUGUUGUACGCUCUUUUCAUUUGCCUAUCUGUCGAAAAUAUAUCUAUGUAUAAGCCCACAUGUUGACAAGGUCGUGGAAUAUGUCAUGGCGCAAUGAAUCUCAUUCCACUGGAUCUUGCAGGUGUGGAGCAAUGGUCUGUACAAGAGCGUACAGCACCGGGUCAUCACAAACAGGGAGAAGGCGAGAAAGUCCAUCGCGAUGUUCAUUCUUCCGCACAACGACGCAGAGGUUGGGCCAUUGGAGCAGAUGGUGGACGAACCCCAUCGGCCGAGAAGGUAUAGAACGGUGAGGUUCCUCGACGUUCUAAAGAACCUCAAUCAAAGGGAGCUUGAAGGAAAUUAUGUGGACGCGUUGACCCUCCAAGAUUAG
Messenger RNA from Spirodela intermedia, 1455 nucleotides. The record is from the annotation of a GenBank genome assembly. Lineage: Eukaryota; Viridiplantae; Streptophyta; Magnoliopsida; Alismatales; Araceae.